Messenger RNA from Cryptomeria japonica (Japanese cedar), 1178 nucleotides. RefSeq lists its product as uncharacterized. NCBI's taxonomy places the organism in Eukaryota, Viridiplantae, Streptophyta, Pinopsida, Cupressales, Cupressaceae. The coding region runs from base 303 to 713 and encodes 136 amino acids. The transcript is spliced from 5 exons. Gene Ontology annotation, biological process: endoplasmic reticulum to Golgi vesicle-mediated transport. Gene Ontology annotation, cellular component: cytoplasm; nucleus; TRAPP complex. The record is from RefSeq and is a predicted model, not a curated record.
GUUAGUAGCUUCUAACAAGUGAGAUCAUCAUAGAAGGUUCACAGAGUUUCCACUUGGAAGAGGCAUGGCAUACGUCUUUUAUUUCGUAAGGAUGUAACAUUUAAAGAAAUUAACAGUGAAAGAACCAACCUUGAUAAAGGUCCAGCCAUUGUUGUAACUCUCUUGAUCGUUGAGACAGUUGCAACAAUUGUUAAUCCAUCCACGGUUGGAUUUGGUGUACACGAUUAAAAUAAUUAAAGAUUGAGAAAGGUUUCGCACAAUCUUGGGGUGUCUUAGAUUAGGGAGAAACCAGAGCAGAAUUUAUGGCCAGUACAGCGUGUUUUAUGAUUGUUGGGCGCAACGACAUUCCUCUAUACGAAGCUGAAGUGGGCACAGCUCUCAGGAAAGAGGAAGCUGCACAUCAACACCAAUUUAUCUUACAUGCAGCUUUGGACAUUGUUCAAGAUUUCCAAUGGACAACGAGUGCUAUGUUUUUAAAGGGUGUUGACAGAUUCAGUGAUCUGGUAGUAUCUGUAUAUGUAACUGCAGUUACACAUACCAGGUUGAUGUUACUGCAUGAUUCACGCAAUGAGGAUGGAAUCAAAAACUUUUUCCAGGAGGUUCAUGAGCUAUACAUAAAGAUUCUUUUGAAUCCUUUGUAUUUACCAGGCUCGCGAAUAACAUCAGCUUACUUUGACACUAAAGUUCGUGCUCUUGCCAGGAAGUAUCUAUAGUUUCUCUUAUGAUCUAGGUUGAUCAAAUAUACUCCGGAUGUUCAUAGUUUUCUAUGAUAUUUAUAUUUCUUAUAUUUUUUUUGAAGUCAAUUCCUCCCUCUAGAAAUUGGAGAAUUUUUUAAAAUAUUAGGGUGCUUCUCAUCUUUACACCGAUAGUGUUAGCCUAUCAUGAAGUUCACUGUCAUGUUCUAUCGAUUACCAACAGGUACAUUUAAUUUAGAUACAUCCCUCACAGGUUACUGUGCCUGGGAUAUAUUCAUCUUUGAUGGUUGAUCAGAGGGGUGAAUUUGUUUAAAUCAAUUUAGCAGUAAUAACAAAGUUUAAAGUUGGUAUAACAAUUAUUCUUUCACGUCUCUUGGGUUACAAAUUUGACCGAAUUUCUCAACGAUGUCAAUGUCCAAAUGAUCUUAUUCCCAAGCAGUUAAUCUAUAAGAGAAGGGAUGUGCCCUUUGAUCAUUUUAUUCA